Molecule: messenger RNA, 962 nt
Organism: Mercurialis annua (annual mercury)
Lineage: Eukaryota; Viridiplantae; Streptophyta; Magnoliopsida; Malpighiales; Euphorbiaceae
Exons: 3
Coding region: 148-690 (180 amino acids)
Source: RefSeq, a predicted model, not a curated record
AAGACGAGUCCGGUGGCCCACAAAAGAAACUCUUCUCAUAAACAGUAAAACCAACGCCCAGAUCAGAUCCCUUUCAAAAUCCGGCUUCAAUCUAAAAUAGACCACAUUAAUAUACUAACAUUUUUUCAUCGGAAUAAAGAAAUCGAAAUGAAGGAUGAUGAAUCUCUCCCAACAUCAACAUUAGCUACAACAACAGCAAAUUCAAAGAAGGAAAACUCCGAUUCCAGUGUAUUCUCCAAAGGCCGGUACAAGUUUUGGGCAUUGGCCGCCAUUUUGCUAUUAGCAUUUUGGUCAAUGUUCACCGGCACCGUCACUCUUCGCUGGUCCGCCGGAAAUCUCAACCGUUUAUCCGACGAUAUUGAUUCUCCCAUCCACGACGAUCUCGACGUGCUUGAAAUGGAAGAGCGGGAGAAAGUAGUGAAGCAUAUGUGGGAUGUGUACACUAAUAGCCGUCGGAUCAAGUUACCGAGAUUCUGGCAGGAGGCUUUUGAGGCUGCUUAUGAAGAGCUGACUAGUGAUGUCCCUGACAUCAGAGAUGCUGCCAUUUCUGAGAUUGCUAAGAUGUCCGUGCGGUCAGUGGUUCUCGAUCCGCCGCCUUUUUCAUCCACGAAUGCUCGAGAGUUAAGCAAGAAUUUGAAGUUAAGAGGUAAAGAUGGGGCUGUGGCGAUUUCAAGUGGGAGCAGCAAAUGAUGAAUAGAUCAAUAACUAUAGGCUUGAUAUCCGAUUUGUUGUUCUAUAAUAGGUUGUGCUGCCACAAUCCAUGGCAUGUUGUGGAGGUAAUCAUACUCAAUUCUUUACGUUUUUUAUAUAGCGACAAACUAUGUAUCUAAUUAGGUUCGGAAUCUCCAAAGUUUUGCUUACACGAUCUUAACAGUAGCUAUGGAACAACCUUUUUGAGUAGGGGAUUUGAGUGCGAAAUUUUGUCAAAGAUUAUAGUUUAAAAGUGAGAAUUAUUUUUGAAA